Messenger RNA from Penicillium brevicompactum, 1134 nucleotides. Its product is annotated as wax synthase family protein. The coding region runs from base 1 to 1134 and encodes 377 amino acids. NCBI's taxonomy places the organism in Eukaryota, Fungi, Ascomycota, Eurotiomycetes, Eurotiales, Aspergillaceae. The record is from RefSeq and is a predicted model, not a curated record. The transcript has a single exon.
AUGAUUUUCGCUCUCGUGUCUGCCACUUCAGGCUCUUUCUCUGUCUUUCUCGCUUGCGUUGCCCUCAACACAUCCCAGUCGAGGCGAUGGUUUUUCUGCUUGCCGAUUGUUCUCUGUGGAGCUAUCGGGUUCCUCGCCAGUAAGGAGCUUGACGAAAUGCUACCGGGACUUGGCCAACUCUGGGGCCAUGCCCUUGUGUCACAUGUCAUCCAUAACACAGCCGUGCUGUACAUCGACAAGUGGACUCUGCAACCCAGUCACGAAAGCCAAGGCUGGGAUAUUCGCGCCGCUUACAAGAUCUGCGUCAAUCCACAGCUUCUUGGCACCCACCGCGAAGUCCCUCACGCCCGCCCCGUGAGCACAAGCCCGUCACGUUUCGCAUUCCUUCGAAGACGGCUCGGCCAAUUACUUCUCCUUCAGCUAAUCAACGAGUUCGUCGUUACUCCUGCCUACAUACUGAGCUUUGCGCCGAUCUCAGCGGAUGACUUUUCACCGAUAAAGACGGUCUACUUGCGCCGGCUCUUUGUCGGACCCCAAGUGACAAAGUUUGAAACCAUGCUGAGGGCCGCAUUUGCCGUUCGCUGGAUCUGGGAUAACUACGUUGGACUAUGCUACGCCCAAACGGCGCUCGCUAUCUUGUUCUCGGUCAUCCUCCGCUGGGAUGAACCGUGGGAGUGGCGACCCUUCUUUGGCAGCCCACUUGAGGCGUGGAGCAUGCGCCGUUUCUGGGGGCGAUUCUGGCAUCGCCUUGUUUACCGACCAUAUACUACGUGGGGGCUAUGGUUUUCUCGUGAAGUGGUUCGGAUUUCACCUGGAUCCCUUGGCGAAAGUGCGUCAGUGGUAAUGCUUGUGUUCCUACUGUCAGGCGCCAUACAUGCACUAGUGACUUGGCACGCAACUGGCUGCGGGUACUGGGGCGAUAUCCAGUGGUUCUUACUCAAUGGUGUUGUAGUCGCAGGCGAAACCAUGAUCGCCAAGCCGUUAUUGCGGUGUUUGAGCACAGAAGAAAAUAAGGCAAGUCGGGGUCUGUGGUUUCAACUUGCGGGCUAUGUGUGGGUCUUUGCUUUUCUAUUUUGGAGCGUUCCUAAGUGGGAGUACGGUAAAAUUUACUGUGGCCUUUCUAGGGCGGUUUAG